UGACAGCCGAAAGCUCGCGCGGCGGCGCUGUUGCUAGCUACUCCUACUCGUACCAUCCAUCCGCGCCGUGUUCGUGGCCGCGACGGCCACCCGCUUCACGUGGCCGGCCGUUGGGUGAUUGGGUCGGCUCGCCGCGGUUGACCGGAGCGUUGAGCCGGUCGCGCCGCGGGGUGGUUGGCCGCUGCGUCGUCCGCACUCGCGUCGCGUCCGCUCCGGUUGGUACUCACCGUAGAUUACGCCGUGAAAUACGACGCGUAUAGUGUCUCAUCGUGGGCUGCGUGCGGUGGUGCUCGCAGACUAGCAAUGGGGAAGGCGGGGAGGUGGCUCAAGAGCUUCCUGUCCGGGAAGAAGGACAGGCCGCGCGCCGAGGCGAUGGCCGUGGCGGCGGCGACGCCUCCCGCUACGGGGGCACCCAAGGACAAGCGGUGGAGCUUCAGGCGGCCGGGGCAGGAAGGGAAGGCCGCCGCGACGACCCCGGCGGCGGGGCGUGGCGGGCCGGACGAGGGGCUCGGUCUGUCGGCGACGGACAUCGAGUUCGAUCAGAAGAAGCACGCCGUGGCGGUCGCGGUGGCGACCGCGGCGGCCGCCGACGCCGCGGUGGCCGCGGCGCACGCGGCGGCGGCGGUGGCGCGCCUGUCCUCUCGCAGGGCCAGCCUCGUCGAGGACGCGGCGGCGGUCAGGAUCCAGGCCACCUUCAGAGGCUACCUGGCGAGGACGGCGCUGUGCGCGCUGAGGGGCAUCGUGAAGCUCCAAGCUCUGGUGCGGGGCCAGCUGGUGAGGAAGCAGGCGAACGCCACGCUCCGGUGCAUGCAGGCGCUGCUCGCGGCGCAGUCCCACCUGCGGGCGCAGCGCAUGCGCGUCGUCCAGGAGCACUACCACCUGGUGCCGCCGCCGCCGCCUCCGCCCAGGCCACGGCACUCACGGCAGCACCCGAGGCACCGCCGGUCCUACGAGAUGGACAGGUCCUGCGAGGAGAACGCCAAGAUUGUGGAGAUGGACAUCGGCGAGCCGGCGCGGCGAGACGCGGCCAAGGACAGGCAUCUCCUUGCCGAGCACCACGGCCGGUGCUCGCCGGCGCCGUCGGCGGUGACGGAGCUGAGCCCGAGGGCGUACAGCGGCCACUUCGACGAGUUCUCGGUGGCGACGGCGCGGAGCAGCCCGCGGCACGGGUCGGCGGCCUCCGAGGCGUGCCCGAGCUACAUGGCCAACACGGAGUCGUCCCGCGCCAAGGCGCGGUCCCAGAGCGCGCCCCGGCAGCGCACCGACGCGCUGGAGCGGCAGCCGAGCCGGAGGAAGGGCACCCCGCCGAGGGGGGGCGCCAAGAUGCAGCGGUCCUCGUCGGUGGCCGGCGCGGCGCCGCGCGGGGGCGGCCAGUCGUCGCCGUGGUCGGCGGGCGUGAGGCUGGACGCGUCGCUCAAAGACAGCGAGUGCGGGUCCACCAGCUCCGUGCUCACCGCGGCCACCGUGUACAGCCGGACGCGGUCGCUCGUCGGCUUCGAGGUGCGACGCGGCCUGUACUGAGGCCUUCUUGUCCCAGGUGUAUGCCAUGGAUGGGCAUUUCUUCCAAUGUGCCAAGAGAGCAACGAACGUGGCUGGUUCAGAGCAGUACAUAGUCGCAUUUGAAAGUUUGAAAGUUGAAACUGUAUAUUUUUGUGGUCCACUUUGUGAAGUUUUGCGAGGUAUUGGUUGGUAUGAACGGAUACCACGACACACAAUGUAAUAAGGUUUGAUUGCAAACCCUCGUGGAAUAUACAGUAUUGUUUAGCUGUGAAAGAAGCAGGUGUUCACUAGUGU
Panicum virgatum (switchgrass) is the source of this 1794-nucleotide messenger RNA. RefSeq names its product cilia- and flagella-associated protein 91-like. NCBI's taxonomy places the organism in Eukaryota, Viridiplantae, Streptophyta, Magnoliopsida, Poales, Poaceae. Gene Ontology annotation, molecular function: protein binding. The record is from RefSeq and is a predicted model, not a curated record. Bases 304 to 1521 code for a protein of 405 amino acids. The transcript has 4 exons.